CUACUCCCUUAAGCAAUACUCAUAUCUUUAUCUUCUUCUGCAUAAAUCUUUAAUAAGUUUCUUUUCCAAAAAAUAGUAGUUAUACCAAACCAAACGCCAAGGUCUUUGUCUUUGCUAAGUCUCUACUGCUAUUUAUGCCACUGUUAAAUAAGCCGAAGAAGAAGAUGGAAAUGCAAAUGCAUAACAGAGGAGGAGGCAGCAUGGUUUUGAGUUUGGUGUGUGUAUGUGGAUUACUAUUUUUAUAUGGUGGGAAUGCUCAGGACACUCUUGUUCCGGCGGUCAUUACUUUUGGUGACUCCAUUGUCGAUGUAGGGAACAACAACCAUCUCCCCACUCUUUUUAAGGCUAAUUACCCUCCUUAUGGAAGGGACUUCGUCAAUCACCAACCCACCGGAAGAUUCUCCAAUGGCAAACUUCCCACUGACCUCAUUGCUGAGACUCUAGGCUUCAAGAGUUACGCACCGGCGUAUCUUAGCCCAGAAGCAUCAGGGAAAAAACUUCUUAUUGGAGCCAACUUUGCUUCAGCUGCAUCUGGUUACGAUGAGAACACUGCAGCUCGAUAUCACGCAAUCCCAUUGUCCCAGCAGUUAAAGUAUUUCCAAGAAUACCAGACAAAGCUAGCUAAAGUAGCUGGCCAGAGUAAAGCUAAAUCCAUUAUUAAGGACGCUCUUUAUGUACUGAGCGUUGGUAGUGGCGACUUCGUUCAGAACUACUACAUCAAUCCUCAUCUCAACAGAGCCUACACCGUUGAGCAAUACAGUGUCAUGCUCAUUAGCUCAUUCACAACCUUUACUAAGGGCUUGUAUGGCUUGGGGGCAAGAAAAAUUGGAGUGACUUCACUCCCUCCAUUAGGCUGUCUUCCAUCAGCAAGAACCUUAUUUGGAUAUCACCAAAGUGGGUGUGUCGCUAAGCCCAACACAGACGCCCAAGCAUUUAAUAAGAAGUUGAACGCUGCUGCUGCCAGUAUCCAAAAGCAAUACCCUGAUCUUAGACUUGUUAUCUUUGAUAUUUACAAGCCUCUUUACGAUGUUAUUAAAUCCCCUUCUAAAUAUGGCUUUGCGGAAGCAACAAGAGGCUGCUGCGGAACUGGGACUCCGGAGACACACUCAGCUUUGUGCAAUCCUCACGCAAUAGGAACUUGUUCAAAUGCUACUCAGUACGUAUUUUUUGACGGUGUCCAUCCAUCCGAAGCUGCUAAUAGAAUUAUUGCUGUUGAGUUGAUAGGCCAAGGCCUAUCCCUCGUCUGAUGAGGUGUGUUCGUUCGAUAGUAUUUGCCCAACUGUCUUAAUAAUAUAUUUAUGAGUAAUGAUUGAGACAGUUUUUUUUAUACAUUAUUUGUGCACACGUGAUAAGUCACAUGGUCUUACUUUUAAAAAUACUUAUCAUUGUGAGCACAAACAGUGUGUAAAAAGUGUGGAUGUCUAGCAUCACUCAUAAUAUUAUAAUAUUAUGUUACAUGUACCAGACAAAUUUCUUGUGUUUCUACUUUCGAGUGCAGUGUUAUGUUAAUUUAGUAUUUGUAGGUUUGCAAAGACCAGAAUUAUUGAGAAGAUCUAGUGGUUGAAAGAGUGUAUUUGUUGAA
Messenger RNA from Humulus lupulus (European hop), 1582 nucleotides. RefSeq names its product GDSL esterase/lipase APG-like. NCBI's taxonomy places the organism in Eukaryota, Viridiplantae, Streptophyta, Magnoliopsida, Rosales, Cannabaceae. The transcript has 5 exons. Gene Ontology annotation, molecular function: hydrolase activity, acting on ester bonds. The coding region runs from base 135 to 1247 and encodes 370 amino acids. Gene Ontology annotation, cellular component: apoplast. The record is from RefSeq and is a predicted model, not a curated record.